CAACCAUCAUCUGCCCUCACACGCUACCUUCUCCCUGCACAUGCUGAUCCAGUUAGUUGACAAUUCAGAUAUCAGACGAGGCAAGCACCUCUUGAGCUGCAUCAUGAGUGAGGCAAGUACAACGCCGCCGUGAUUGUGUUUGCUCCUCACUUCUUCCGCCAUCAUCUGCUGUGCAGGUUGUGAUUUCAGCAGACCUUUCUGCUUUCCAUCACGGAAGAGCGGGUUUCUCCCUUCUUUGUUCUUUACAUUCGUCCUUCUCCUCGAGUGAGCCCGGCAGGUGGAGUCUUCUUUCCCUUGCUCAUCACUCAAACACAACCCUUCACCAAUUACUCACUCAUCUCGCUGAGCAAUCAACUCCUCGAGCGCUCAUCGAACAAUUCCACUAGGCCUCAUAUACGGUAUUCAGUUUCGAUUGCCAGCCGGACCCGUCAACAUGGAAAUCGACAAAGUCUCCUUCUACCCACUCAUUCUCGACCUGUUGACGGACAUCUCUCACUCACACUUCGUCGCCUUCGACCUCGAACUGAGCGGGGUUCCGACCAAGUAUCACACGAGCUAUGCCAAGGGAAAACCAUCUUUGCAGGAUCGGUACUCAGAGACCAAGGAAGCGGCCGAGCGAUAUCAGAUUCUUCAGAUCGGGCUCACCUGCGUUGAGCAAGACGUCGAGCUCCAAAAGUAUAUUCUCAAACCCUACAACAUCGAGCUCAGUCCGACCAUUGAGGAGCGCGGCAUCGACGUCGAACGCAUCUUCUCGUUUCAGUCUGGCGCAGUGGACUUCCUGCUGAAGGUUGGCUUUGACUUCAGCGCUCCUUUCAAAUGGGGCGUUCCCUACCUCUCUCGUGAAGAGAGCAAGCAAGCACGCGAGAAGUUCCAACAGCGUCAAGAUAGGACCGCCAUCUCCGACAUCAACAUCAAACCGACGGAAGUGGAGGCUCUUGCCUUCAUGGAGCAUGUUCGUAGCGAGGUCAACGCCUGGCUGAAGGGACACUACCGGGAGUCAUCCGAGUACCUCGACAUUACCAAAGCCAGUCAACAUCCCUCCGACUCCGAUGGAGAAGAGCAAGUUGUCGAAGGACUCUCCCGCUUCGAAAAGCGCCUCGUCCACCAGCUUGUUCGGUCCGAGUACCCCGACCUCGUCACCAUUAGCAAACGCGACUUCAUCCAAAUCGUGCGUUUCGACCAGCAACGCGAGGAUAGAAUCCACGCAGAGCGAGUCCGAGACCUCGAGGCGCAUAUCAACAAGCAAAAGGGCUUUCGCUGGAUUAUCGAAGCCUUGCAUGGCAGCAAACUCACCGGCUUGCCCUUGCGUGAGUGUGCUCGAGAUCCAGCCAAUGGCGAAGCAGUGUUCUGCGACAUGGACGACUUCCAGUCGCGUUUCAACCGUGCGCAACGAAUCAUCAAAGGGAAUCCGCGCAUGCUCGUCGGCCACAACUGCUUUCUCGAUCUGGUAUAUAUUUACAAAACCUUCAUCGGCCCGCUUCCGAACUCGGUGGAAGAGUUCCAGCAGAAAAUUCACCACAUCUGGCCCAACAUUGUGGACACGAAGUACAUGUCUACGCACAAUUGCGGAGACAUCAAUCCCGUCAGCUCGCUGGAGCAAAUCGCCACUCAGCUCAGUGCCGAGCGCAAGCCUACGUUAGAAAUCGACGCCGAGCACAUGAAGUACUCGGAAGCAGAGGCUUUGCAUGAGGCGGGCUACGACAGCUUUCUCACCGCGCAGAUCGCAACCCGUCUUUCGGCCAAACUUGCGCGAGAGGGGAACUACGUCGACCACAAAGCCACAAGAGAAGAGCAGCAUAUCACCGCCGGCAUCAACGGGGUGCACAUCGCUGACACUGACGCCCCACAAUCCGACUCCGACGCAGUUGCCGGCGCUUCUUCCACCCCAUCUGAAGUCAGCACCUUCACCCCCUCCGAAGUAGGCGGCAAAUGGAAGCGGAAAGGCGAUCCCAGCCUCCCUCCCCAAGACCCGCAUGACCCCUUCAUCGCAGCAGCAGUAAAUGCCAAACUACCAUAUCAUGACGCGGCUGUUGAGCAGAGUUUUGAGGGCGGGAUGCCGGGGCGUCGUAGUGAGUUUUGGAGUGUGUAUGGGAAUAAGCUGAGGGUGUUUGGGACGGAGGAGGGUAUGUGUGUGCUUGAUGGGAGUGGUGGGCGUGCGGAGGGGCUGGAGGUUAGUGGUGGGGGAGUCAUGGUUGUCUAAGGGAGUACGAAAGGAGAACACGGCUGCGAGAGGAUGGAAUCGAUUCCUAAGCAGCUGUAGAUUUGAGUCAUG
Molecule: messenger RNA, 2272 nt
Organism: Neohortaea acidophila
Lineage: Eukaryota; Fungi; Ascomycota; Dothideomycetes; Mycosphaerellales; Teratosphaeriaceae
Product: ribonuclease H-like domain-containing protein
Exons: 1
Coding region: 434-2200 (588 amino acids)
Biological process (GO): nuclear-transcribed mRNA poly(A) tail shortening
Cellular component (GO): cytoplasm
Molecular function (GO): RNA binding; poly(A)-specific ribonuclease activity
Source: RefSeq, a predicted model, not a curated record